Myxocyprinus asiaticus (Chinese sucker) is the source of this 480-nucleotide messenger RNA. RefSeq names its product C-type lectin domain family 10 member A. The record is from RefSeq and is a predicted model, not a curated record. Lineage: Eukaryota; Metazoa; Chordata; Actinopteri; Cypriniformes; Catostomidae. The coding region runs from base 1 to 480 and encodes 159 amino acids. The transcript has 5 exons.
AUGCUGGCCACCAUAUUUGUGACAGAGGAAGAUUUGAGGAAUCUGGCGUUAAAGCAAAAGGAAAUUAAAGUGCAAACGGUGGAGACCAGAACGGGAAAUCACCAAACAGACAACUUUAAAUGGAUUUACUACAACUUCAGUUUUUAUUACUUUUCAUAUGAGUAUGAGAGCUGGAGUGACAGCAGACAAUACUGUAAACAGAGAGGAGCAGAUCUGGUGAUCAUAAACAGCCCAAAGGAACAAGAGUUUUUGCAGAAGGCUGUUGCUAAUGAGAAGUUUUGGAUUGGUCUGAAAAUUGAAGAGGGGGCUUGGAAAUGGGUUGAUGGCUCCACACUUACAACUGGGUACUGGAGACAAGAUUAUCCCUAUUACAACUAUUACAACUAUUACAGUUAUUACGCUGUAAUGACUGCAUCAGGGUGGAUUGAUCAAUGGGAUUAUAAAUAUAGAUGGAUCUGCAAGAGGAGAUUUUGUUUUUGA